Molecule: messenger RNA, 2183 nt
Organism: Patiria miniata (bat star)
Lineage: Eukaryota; Metazoa; Echinodermata; Asteroidea; Valvatida; Asterinidae
Product: guanylate cyclase soluble subunit beta-2-like
Exons: 6
Coding region: 150-2174 (674 amino acids)
Biological process (GO): receptor guanylyl cyclase signaling pathway; intracellular signal transduction; cGMP biosynthetic process
Molecular function (GO): guanylate cyclase activity; peptide receptor activity
Source: RefSeq, a predicted model, not a curated record
ACAGAAGGAAGCAACCACAGUAAGAUAGUAAGCUGUCUGAUGCUGAGGUCUCUCCAAAUAAAAGCUCCGACGUGUGGUAUUACUUAACUACGAUGUUUCCAUCAAUUCAGGUUAAGUUUUAACAGCACAUUCGCUGAAUCUUUUGGAAAAUGGAUUCCGCUGCGGAAAAUUCCAACAUAUUGUUGGGCAAGCUGGUCAGAGACCCGCCUAAAGUGACCGGCUCUUUUUCAUCGUUUGGUUCUCUGUCCAUGCUGGACCAGUCAGUCCGUACGUUGCUGCUUCACUCCAACGAUGUCAGCAAAUGCCGAGAGAACCCUCUGACGCUCAAGGGGAAGCGCAUCCAGUUGGCUAAGAUUCUCCUACUUGUCCUCGUCCCGAUUAUCUCCCUCGCCGUGCUGGCUGUCCUGGAUCUACAAGCCAUCGCACAGAGUAACGGCGUGGAUAUCCAAAUCCGCAACGUCAUCAGGUUCAGUCGAGACAUCGGGGUCCUGCUCAGCCGCUUGCAAAGGGAGCGCGACAUGACGGCGCUGUACGUCAGUGUCAUCGGCCCACAGGAUAUCAAAUUCCUGACAGAGAUCUACCCGGAAACCGACAACGCCAUCGACGAGCUUCAGGACUGGCCGGUAGAGACCAGUAUCCUGAGAGAGCUGCCCUUCUUCCGGGAGAAGAGUGAUUUCAAGAUGCAUCUGGUGGACCACCGCAGGUCCGUCACCCGCUCCGACACGGCCGUCUACGACGAGGUCAACUUCUACACGGAUAUCCUCCAGAUUUUCAUCGACUGGCUGUACGAGAGCAUCGGCAACUCGGCAGGGAACGAGAUCUGGCAGGUUUUGGUGGCGUACCAGCUACUGAUCGUCAGCAAUGUCGAGACGGGCAUCGAGCGCACCCUUGGCUCCGUCUUUUACACUCUAGGCGGAUUUGAGAGGCACGAAGAUUACGUCUGGUAUAUCGAAAAGUACAACCUGGGCAUCUGGAAUUACGAGGCGUCCAAGAAAUACUCGCCGCUCAUCACCCAGUUUUUCGACAACCAUGUGGUCGGGAUGUUUGACAACUUCACGGCUACCAUCGUCACGAUGAGGAAGAUCAUCUUGGUGAACGAGGCGGCCGAAAUCGAGCCAAACUUCAUGGCCGCGACGGUGUGGUUCGACAGCAUGACGGUCUACAUCGACAUCCUGGAGAACGUGCAGAAAAACAUGGCCAAUGAGAUUCUGCUCCUGCUAGAAAAUGACCUGGAACACGACACUGAAGCCAUAGCCGUCAGCAUCCUACUGGUUGUCAUCGUCAUCGUCAUGUGCCCCCUGACCCUUCGAGCCAUCUGGUCCUUGACCUCUGACAUCCAAAACUACGCCCUGACCCUGGCAGCCCAGACCAAGGCCUUGAACAAGGAGAAGAAGCGAUCCAAUUGGCUGCUGUACUCCAUGCUUCCCCCUAUCGUCGCUGAACAACUGGUUCUCAAGAUGGACGUCAAGGCAGAGUCCUAUGCUAGUGCUUCGGUGCUCUUCUCUGACAUCGUGGGAUUCAACCACCUUUGCGCUGUCAGCACACCGAUGCAGGUUGUGGAAAUGUUGAAUGGUCUUUACCUCGUCUUUGAUUCUCGCAUCGAGCAGUACAAAGUCUACAAGGUUGAGACGGUCAAUGAGACUUACAUGCUGGCUUCAGGUCUGCCAAGCCGUAUGGUGGGCGGGAAGCACGUGAGUGAGCUGGCAACGGUGGCGCUGGACCUAGCCCACCAAGUCAGUUUCCUGGAGGUACCUCACCGAGAAAACAUGAAGAUCAAAAUACGGAUUGGGAUUCAUACAGGUCCAGUGGUUGCGGGCGUGGUUGGGAUCAAGAUGCCCCGUUACUGUCUGUUUGGAGACACGGUCAAUACGGCUUCAAGGAUGCAGACCUCGGGACUACCUGGACGCAUCCACGUGACCCAAGAAACCUACCUUGCGCUGCAGGACAUCGGCGGGUUCACGCUGUGCCGACGCGGGGAUAUUGAAAUCAAAGGCAAAGGGAUUAUGACAACUUACUGGCUGACGGGCCGCGAGAACUUCGAGCAGAUCAUUCAACCCAUCACAGACCAGGCCAACAUCAUGAACGACGACGGCCUGCACGAGGUACGCUACGCCCACAUGUACGAGCAGACCUCUACGGGACGAAUCCAGUACCGAGGCAAGGAAAGCCUUUAGUCAAGUCCC